UAGUGAAUUAUUGCGAACGGUAUUCGUAAAUAUGGAACGGUAAUUAUCAAGUCCAAAGUGAAAAAGUCUUAUAUUUACCGGCCCAUUAAUAUUUGAAUCCCUAGGCCCAUUACUAGUAACGGUCCGAAUUUAAUUUUCCCCCAAAUCCAUUUUCUUCAGCCAGCAAAAAUGGCCGAACCCCACCCACAAACAGCAACUUCGUUGAUGCAUCAAAUUCGCAGCAAACAUCAACUGAAGAAGACGAAGAAUCUUCAUCGAAGUGUACGAGGUUAGGGCCCGAACUUCGAACCUGAUUAUGCAACAAAUUGACGAAUGAAAUUGCUCAGUAAUGGAAAUCUGAGGAGGAGACUACUUUCUCCGGUGCCGCCGUUCCGUCGGCGCCACACCGCCGUUUUCACCCCAAAACCUCAUCCAACUGUUGCUUCACCGCAAAAUAUUUAUCCAAUAACUGAAUAUGAAGAUGACCGAGUGCUCUUCGCCAUUCUUGAAUCAUGCAAGCAGCCCCACCAUUUCAGGACCGCAGUUUCUGUGCACUGUAAAAUCAUCAAACAUGGUUACGAAACGUACUCAUCACUUUUAUCCACGUUGUUAAAAGUGUACACAGCUUGUAAAAAGCCCAAACUUGCUCACCAACUACUCGAUGAUGUAUCCCUUUUCAAUCUCGAUGUGGUCCCCGCCAACUUGUUGAUCGAUAGUUUGAUGAAAGCUGGCGAAAUUGAUAUUGCCAAAAAAGUAUUCUCUGCAUUACCUGCCCGGGAUGUGGUCACUUGGAACUCGAUUAUUGGAGGUUGUGUCAAAAGUGGAUACUUUCUAGAAGCAAUUGGCAUCUUCAAAGAGAUGCUGGGAACAAAAAUUGAACCCGAUGGAUUCACAUUUGCUUCUGUAAUAACAGCAUGCUCGAGGCUUGGAGCUCUCAAUCAUGGAAAGUUCGUGCACGAUUUAAUGAUAGAGAAGAAAAUCGAACUGAAUUUCAUAUUGUCUUCUGCCUUAGUAGACAUGUAUUCAAGAUGCGGAAGAAUUGAAACAGCAAAAUCGGUAUUUAAUGCUGCUAAAAAGCACGAUAUUUCAAUAUGGAACGCAAUGAUAAAUGGGCUAGCAAUGCAUGGUCUUGCAGUCGAUGCAAUUUCGAUUUUCUCAACUAUGCAAAGAGAAAAUAUUUCACCUGAUGCCGUGACUUUCAUCGGGAUCAUUACAGCGUGCAGCCACUGUGGUUUUGUAGAAAAGGGCCGAGAGUAUUUUAAUCUUAUGAAAAACAAUUAUUUAGUUCAGCCCCAACUCCCGCAUUACGGAGCAAUGGUUGACCUAUUCGCAAGAGCUGGGCUUCUAGAAGAAGCUUAUGCGGUGGUUAAGGAAAUGCCGAUGGAACCCGAUGUUGUUAUAUGGAGGACACUUCUCAGUGCUUGUAAAACUCACCGGAAUUCCCAGCUGGGUGAAUUCGUUAUUGAUAAAAUAAAGAAUCUUGGUAGUGGCGAUUAUGUGUUGAUGUCGAAUAUAUACUGCAAUAUUAAUAAAUGGGGUAAUGCAGAAACUCUGAGGCACACUAUGAACAAGAAGGGGGUUCGUAAGAGCAUAGGCAAGAGUUGGGUUGAAUUGCAUGGUGGGGUCCACCACUUCAAGGCGGGCGACAGAUCACACCCUGAAACCGAAGCUAUUUACGGAUUAUUAGAAAAUUUGAUCCGACGAUCGAGAAUGGACGGUUAUGCCCCUGCCCCAGAGUUGGUUUUGAUGGAUAUAUCCGAGGAAGAGAAGGAGGAGAAUUUGAAUUAUCACAGCGAAAAGUUGGCGUUGGCUUUCGGGAUACUUAAAUCUAGCCCCGGGACCGAAAUUGCGAUUUCGAAAAACUUGCGCACUUGUCUCGAUUGCCACGGUUGGAUUAAGAUUGUGUCGAGGUUAUUACAUAGAGUGAUUACGGUGAGGGAUAGGAUUCGGUUUCAUAGGUUUGAGAAGGGCUCGUGUUCUUGUGGAGACUAUUGGUAAAUAACUAAAUAUUGGUAAUAAAGAUUCAGUUUUUACGGUACGAAACGAAGUCGAAUUUACAUAGCCCUCCACCGUAAAUGAGUACAGCCAUUUUGUACGGGAACAAGCUGGAGUUUACCUCCGUAGAUAUCUGGAAGCUGGCUUUCGUCUAUGUCCUCGAGAAGAGUUUCGCGCAGUCUUUUGUUCUCCACAAAUACGAUCUUCGUACAGGUAAUAAUUA
Messenger RNA from Erythranthe guttata (spotted monkey flower), 2197 nucleotides. RefSeq names its product Tetratricopeptide repeat (TPR)-like superfamily protein. The record is from RefSeq and is a predicted model, not a curated record. Lineage: Eukaryota; Viridiplantae; Streptophyta; Magnoliopsida; Lamiales; Phrymaceae. Gene Ontology annotation, molecular function: RNA binding; protein binding; zinc ion binding. Gene Ontology annotation, biological process: RNA modification.